Messenger RNA from Fragaria vesca subsp. vesca, 1688 nucleotides. RefSeq names its product 2-aminoethanethiol dioxygenase-like. The coding region runs from base 383 to 1102 and encodes 239 amino acids. The transcript has 6 exons. Gene Ontology annotation, molecular function: oxidoreductase activity, acting on single donors with incorporation of molecular oxygen, incorporation of two atoms of oxygen. NCBI's taxonomy places the organism in Eukaryota, Viridiplantae, Streptophyta, Magnoliopsida, Rosales, Rosaceae. The record is from RefSeq and is a predicted model, not a curated record.
AACAACCCAAAAAAAAAAGGGCAGUAAAAGGUAAUGACGUAGGUGAAGAUCUUCCUUCGGCUUGUCCCCUCUUCAUAUUCGGUACCGAUCUCUCACUUCCCAUCGCCUACCUCUCCCAGGUCCGAUCAAAGACCUCCCUCCCUCUCAGCCCAAGGUGCUUGUAGAGAUUAUAAGCAGAAAAAGGAGUAAAUAAGUGCCAUGCAGCUUCAUUCUUGUUCCUCUGCUUUGCAAAGAAAGAGGUUUGACAUGCUGAAUAGAAGGCAAUAAGGAUUGCCCCGCUUGGAUUGGCAUUGUAAUUUAUUUUUGUUGUGGCGAAGACGUUAUCAGCUUACUGACUUUAGGGCUCUAGUCCAUUCAGUGAAGUUGGUACCGUCUUUGCAUCAUGCCAUACUAUAUUCAGAGACUCUAUAAUAUGUGCAAAUCAAAUCUUUCACCGACUGGACCUCUUUCGGAAGAAGCUCUCGAAAAAGUUCGCGUUAAACUAGAGAAAAUCAAGCCUGCAGAUGUAGGUUUAGAACAAGAGGCACAAUUGGUACGCAACUGGCCAGGUGCUAUGCUUGAGCGUAAUGUGGAUCAUCAGUCACUGCCACCAAUCAAAUACUUGCAUUUACAUGAGUGCGAUAGCUUCUCAAUGGGAAUCUUUUGCAUGCCACCUUCCUCUAUCAUACCCCUUCAUAAUCAUCCAGGAAUGACUGUGUUGAGCAAACUUAUAUAUGGUACUUUGCUUGUUAAUUCAUAUGACUGGCUUGAUGUACCUGAGCCUGCCGAUCCAACAGAAGCAAGACCUGCGAAGCUGGUCAGAGAUGUUGAGAUGACAGCUCCUUGCCCAGCAACAGUUCUUUAUCCCACAAGUGGUGGCAAUAUCCAUAGUUUCACAGCGAUAACUCCCUGUGCCAUAUUUGACAUCUUAGCUCCACCUUAUUCUUCGGAAGAUGGUCGACACUGCACUUAUUUCCGGAAGUCCUCGAGAAAAGAUCUGCCUGAUGAUCUCGAGUAUGAUGGAGUCACUGCACCUCAGGUGACUUGGUUAGAAGAGUUUCAACCUCCCGACAACUUUGUGAUUCGGAGAGGGCUGUACAAGGGUCCUGUUAUUCGAACUUGAGAAGCCCCAUUUUGUUGUUUAUAGGAUUUUAGUUAAAUUUGCUUCUCACGAUAGGAAACAUUGAGGGGAAAGUGUGGCAAAUGAGUUGUUGAAGCCAUGGCAAUAAUUAAUUUUUGGCUAUGUAAUUUGGGCAUUCGGCUUGUACAUAAUAUUAUACCGUUUGUUGCCUGAUUCACUGACCUCACAUUGAGACUAGUGAAGUAGUCACUGAAAGAUUAGGGAAAAGACUCCUGGACAAUUUUACAUAUUUUGUUGGGAUUGUCUAAUUUUUGUCAAUAAAGAUGUUAGUCAUGUUACCGUACGCCUUCUAGGCAUGGUCGUUGGUUGUAUUUGCUUUCCCGUUCCACCAAGUUGAUUAGGAAGAUUUAGUUCCUUGGUCUAGGUUUCUGGCAGAGUGGGUUAGAAAAAGCUCCAAUGAAGAUGUCCUUUGAACUUCUGAAGACAAUGGUGAUACUUUCUCGAAUAUUCACUAUUUUGAUCGUUUUGAAUACAAUUUUGCAAGAACUUAAUUAUUUGUUCUUUUUCUUUGAUAAUAUUUCGCAGUUACGUCUUAAAGAAAGAACCCUGCCAUUUUUGAUGAGCUUGC